Linum tenue is the source of this 777-nucleotide messenger RNA. The record is from the annotation of a GenBank genome assembly. NCBI's taxonomy places the organism in Eukaryota, Viridiplantae, Streptophyta, Magnoliopsida, Malpighiales, Linaceae.
AUGUCUUUCCGCUGCUUCUUAGCCGUCGCCGCCGCUCUCCUCCUCUUUCAAGGCCCUCUCACCAUCCGCGCCGCCGCGGCCGCCCCGCUAUUCCACACGUGCUCAAACGCCGCGAAGAACUCCACCGCCAGCGGACGAUACGACGUCGCAUUGAGUAGCCUCCUCGGCUACCUCCGCGACCAAACUCCACGGAACGACGGAUUCGCUCUCGGGUCCCUGGGCAGCUCCCUCCGGGACCGCCCCUACGGCGUCGCCCUCUGCCGCGGCGACGCCUCGGCCGCCGACUGCCGAUCCUGCGUCGGCAACGCGACGGCCGAGAUCCUCCGCCGCUGCCCUAGCGACAAGUCGGCGGCCAUCUGGUACGACGGGUGCACGGUGAGGUACUCGGACUCCGAUUUCUUCGGGCGGGUCGACGACCGGGUCAGGUUCUAUCUGAUCAACACGGCCAACGCGAGCGACGCGGCGUCGUUUGAUGGCAAGCUGAGGGAGCUCAUGGGACGGCUGGCAAGGGAGGCUGCUUACGUGGCUCCGAGGAUGUUCGCGGAAGGGGUGAUGGAGCUCGCCGCCGGCGCCAGCGAGGAGGAGGAGAAGAAGUUGUACGGACUGGUGGAGUGCAGUAGGGAUUUGGGGAGCGGGGAGUGCAAGAAGUGUGUGGGAGAAGCCAUCGGGCAGCUCCCGAGGUGCUGCGGCGGGAAAGUCGGGGGUCAGGUUGUCGGCGGGAGCUGUAGGAUCCGAUACGAGGUCUACCCGUUUCUGGCUGCUGGUUUCAAAAGUUAG